AUGGAGUACUAUGGCGCUGUGCAUUCAGUUGGACAGGUCGCCCCGCAGCUAGAGUCCCAGCCCAGAAACUAUGACCCUUUCGGUCCCGGAUUCUUUCAAGAGUCUACCUACGAUUUUGGUGAUACUCAUUCAAGAGGAUUGAAACAAGCGCCAGAAAGCAACGUACGAGCACAAUAUCACCCCAGAUCUGGAUACCACUAUGUUCUCCCGGACCAUCCACCUCCCCAUAAUCUCUUUCAAGAAAUGCAAGACCAUCGCCUUCAGCCUGAACGACAAGUGAACCCAUGGUACCCAUUCGAUGGCCCAGGAGAAUGGUCACUAGCGAAGUUUUUAGUUGAGAAUCUCUCACAGACUCAGAUAGAGCAAUUCCUGAAGUUGGAAUGGUUCAAGACACGAGAGCGACCACAAUUCAAAUCAAAGGACGAGUUGUUCUAUUACUUGGAGCAACUUCCUGGAUGUGGACCGAAAUGGCAGUGUACUGAGUUUCAUCUGAAGGGUUAUGAGACUGAGCAGCCGAUUCACCUCAUCUGGAGAGACAGUUUAGAAGUUGUGAAGCAGCUUUUUUCCAAUCCAGUGUACGCGAAUCACAUGUGUUACGACCCUCACCAUAUCUACAAUGGACAAGAGCGUGAAAUUGGAGAGUUCUGGACAUCAGAUGAUGCCUGGAAUAUACAGGCAUGCAUUUAUUUUCGUGCGACUAUCGUACCAAUUAUCACCGCUUCGGACAAGACACCCAUCACACGACACACCGGUGGACUAGAAAUGCACCCAUUAUUCAUGACCAUCGGAAACAUCCAAUCUGAUACUCUUCUUCAGACGCGAUUGUGGCACAAAUGUGUCGACCUCGUCUGCUCAAAACUCAAGAUCGCUGCACGUGUCGGCGAAUUCAUGGUCGAUCCUUCAGCACAUAGACAUUUUUGCUUUACCCCUCUCAUCAGCCAUAUCGCCGAUCUUCCUGAACAACUUAUGAUUGCAUGUGUUUCCAAGAACUCGGUUGACCCCUGGGAUCUCUUUAGCUUCCUUAAGGAGGCGAAUAAAUUGCACCUGAGCGGCAUCCACCUACCAUUCUGGAGAGACUGGAAAUACGCAAACACGGCGACAUUUCUCACCCCAGAAAUUCUUCACGCUCUGCACAAAUUCUUCUUUGACCAUGUCCUGAAGUGGGUCAAGGAAACCAUGGGACACGAGCUUGAUUUACGAUUUCGGAGUCAGCAUAAGCAUGUGGGUGUGCGUCAUUUCACGUCAGGUGUCUCGCAUGUCAAGCAAAUGACUGGCAGAGAGCAUCGCAAUAUCCAGCGCACCAUAGUACCUACAAUGUGGGGAAUUGUAACUCCUGAAUUCAUUCGUGCAGUUUGCGCGAUGAUCGAUUUCAUUUACCUCGCACAAAAUCCGGUUCAUACUGACACAUCAAUCAAGGACAUGUCGACUGCGCUUUCUGUCUUUCACGAACAUAAGCAAGCUAUCAUCGAUGCAGAGGCGCGACGAGGGAAAAGUGGAGCUAAGGACGAUUUUUUCAUCCCCAAACUAGAGCUCAUGCAGAGCUUCGCUCGCGCAAUCCCGCACGUCGGCUCCCUCAUUCAAUACUCAGCAGAUAAGACCAGUCGACAGAAGGAUUUUGUUCAACAAAUCACGCGGAUCCUUGAACGGGAGGAGACAAUUCGUCUCUUCGAGCUUUACACCCUACUAGCUUCAUCACCAGUCAAUGACCCUCUUCUCAAUGUUGUUUUCACGGAAGAUGACGAAGUAGCUGGUCCAGAGGUAGACCCAGCAUUAGCUUGGGUUUCUCGUGUAAAUCCAGACGCUCAACGAUGCCUACAUGCCCCAUGCCCAGUACGCAACCAUUUCUUGAAAGGAAUCGUGUCCAAUGAUGCGAAAAUCGCUUUCAACGUUACCAUCAACCCCGAUCGCAAAUGCUUGACCAUCGUUGAGCUUCAAACGCUAUAUGACCUUGUUGACUUCUCGCAGGCUCUCUACCACUACUUCACAAUCAACUACCAUGGAGAUCUCAAUAUGCAUAGCAGCCGGAUACUCUUGAAUGCUUGGUUCAAGUUUCGAAUUCAGCUACAUUCAGCUUUCCACGAGCGCACCAUCAUGCCUAGUCAAUUGUUGCAAGCUGAACCCCCCUCCAGCGAGUUCUCCUAUGGCCGCUGUGAUACUGUUCUCGUUCAGAACAACAGGAGCAAUGUUCCUUGUGUAGUCCAAGUCCGAGCCGUGUUCCAGCCAACUGCACUGCCCAUUGAAGCGCCUGCGCUUGAUCAGGUGCUUGCGUAUGUUCAACACUUCGACGUCAUCGGAGACAAACCUGAGCCUAUGACGGGGAUGUGGAGACUCACGCGCUCAUUCUUCCACAAUGUCUCACAGCCACAGUCCAGAAAGCGAUGUAGUUCUAUAAUUCCUAUCACCGAUAUCACUCAUGGGGUGGAACUGAUCCCUGUGUAUGACACUUUAUUAGCCAAGGAGGUCAACUCGAGCAAUUCAAUGGAGAUGUUUAACGACUAUUUUCUCAAUAACUUUGCUGACAAAGAACUCUACCACACACUAGCAGUAGCAUUUGGUGUCUAG
Suillus fuscotomentosus is the source of this 2562-nucleotide messenger RNA. RefSeq lists its product as uncharacterized. The record is from RefSeq and is a predicted model, not a curated record. NCBI's taxonomy places the organism in Eukaryota, Fungi, Basidiomycota, Agaricomycetes, Boletales, Suillaceae. The coding region runs from base 1 to 2562 and encodes 853 amino acids. The transcript is spliced from 9 exons.